GCAUCACACUACUACUCUUUGAAGUCUGUGCCGUACUGCAGAUUAAGCAUGACAAUGAUAAAUUACGUUCAUUAGGACAAUAAUUAAAAGAUCCAAUCAUGGAAACGGUAGUUCGUUUGUAGAUAUUUACCUCUCACAAACCAUGAAGCGAAUGUAUGAUAAGCCAAGUGUAAUCUCGAGUGAUGCGAAAAUAGUAUACAGAACUUUCUCUCAGUCGGAAACACUCGAGCAGUUCCAUUUCAAACGGCUAUCAGUGCAGACGUUUAUACCCUUUCGGAAAACGAUCAUGUCCCAGUACGACUCUGCGAACAGGACCUGGUUCGGACCGAUUCAACCAAGCAUCUUCAAUCCGGAAGCCAACAUAGGCCAAGUAGUUUUGAGCAUUCUCUCGAGAACCCCCGCCAAGAUCAUCCAGAUCAAUGCCGACACCGGAUACGAGAUGACCUGCGCCGAGAUGAAGCAACGAAUCAUUCGGAUCGCACUACACCUGAAGAGCCUAGGCUACCGGCUUGGAGAUUUGGCUACGCUAGCCUGCAACAAUACGGACAACUUGGUUCCGGUUUACUUUGCAUGUGUGACGCUGGGGAUCUCGGUCAAUCCUUUGGCUCCGGUGUUCAAGCGGGACGACUUGGCUCACAUGAUGCGACUGACGCAGUCCAAGGUUGUUUUCUGCGACGAAUCCAAUCGAGUUGAGGUGGAAGAAGCCGCGAAGGAAGCUAUUCGCGUCAAACCGAGAAUCUAUGUCAUGGGUGAACGGAAGGGGGAUGCCUUAUCGGUUGAUGAACUGCUGGCCCCGGUGGAGGGCGAAGACAGUUUCGUUCCUCCAUAUCUAGGGGAUUCAAAGAAGCUGACAGCGACUGUUCUUUGUUCUUCCGGAACUACCGGAUUGCCGAAGGGUGUAUGCCUUUCUCAUUCACAUUUGAUAGCUGGCGAAUUAUUUUCCGCCGCAUUGAACGCCGGACCGAUCUUCAACUUCAGCCCUCUGUUCUGGAUGACUGGAGUGUUUGCAGCCCACACCUCAAUCCUGUACACCCGCUCGCGGGUCAUCACAACGAAACCCUUCACUGCCGAUACGUUCUUCUCCAUCAUCGAACGGUACCAAGUGGAAGACAUCUUCACACCUCCGUCGACUAUUUCAGCUAUCCAAAGCCAUCCCAGUUAUCGGACGGUUCAGAUGAGCAGUGUGAAACGAUGGCUUAUAGGUGGCUCAACCGUUGCGCCCGAGAUGGUGACCAGCUUGAGAGAACGAUUCAGCACCAUCGACGUGAAGGCGAUUUACGGCUGCUCGGAAUAUGGCUGCGUGACUUCUCCGAUGUUGCCCAACGGAUCAUUAGCUAAGAACAUGACUGUCAAGAUUACCGAUGAAAAUGGACGUAGGUUGGGACCGAACGAGAAGGGUGAAAUCUGUCUGCAAUACAAUUUCAAAUUUUUGGGGUACAUCAACAACAAGGAGAUGACGCUCAACGCAUUCGACAACGAAGGAUUCUACAAAACCGGAGACAUCGGCUAUUUCGACGCCGAAGGCCGUCUUUACAUAGUAGAUCGCAUCAAGGACAUCAUCAAGUACAUGAACUUCCAGAUAUCCCCGUCGGACUUGGAGGAUAUCGUACUGAAAAUUCGCGGAGUGGCUCAGGUUUGCGUGGCCGGAAUACCAACGGAGGAUCGUUCGUCCGAACUGGCGACGGCGAUGAUCGUGAAGCAGCCGGGAUCUAGUUUGUCCGCGCAGGAAGUGGUGGACACGGUUAAUGGCCAAGUUAGCGAUUACAAGAAGUUACGCGGUGGAGUAUUCUUCGUCGAUCAACUGCCGAUGACACCUGCGGGAAAGGUUCUCCGUCGGUCAGUGAGAGAUAUGAUCAUUUCGGGGCAGCACUAGGUUUGCCAUGGCCUAGCGGACUCUAAUAACUAGACUACUAGCUAGACUAUACGUAUAUUUAAAAUAAUGCAUAAAUAAAACCCCAUACACUGA
Molecule: messenger RNA, 1966 nt
Organism: Aedes albopictus (Asian tiger mosquito)
Lineage: Eukaryota; Metazoa; Arthropoda; Insecta; Diptera; Culicidae
Product: probable 4-coumarate--CoA ligase 1
Exons: 3
Coding region: 143-1873 (576 amino acids)
Biological process (GO): fatty-acyl-CoA biosynthetic process; long-chain fatty acid metabolic process
Molecular function (GO): long-chain fatty acid-CoA ligase activity
Source: RefSeq, a predicted model, not a curated record